Gracilinanus agilis (Agile Gracile Mouse Opossum) is the source of this 1438-nucleotide messenger RNA. RefSeq names its product mitogen-activated protein kinase kinase kinase 8 (gene MAP3K8). Gene Ontology annotation, molecular function: ATP binding; protein kinase activity. The record is from RefSeq and is a predicted model, not a curated record. Gene Ontology annotation, biological process: protein phosphorylation. Lineage: Eukaryota; Metazoa; Chordata; Mammalia; Didelphimorphia; Didelphidae. The transcript is spliced from 7 exons. Bases 1 to 1404 code for a protein of 467 amino acids.
AUGGAGUAUAUGAGCACUGGGAGUGACGACAAAGAAGAGAUUGACUUGUUAAUUGAAAACUUGAACAUGUCUGAUGUGAUAGACAUGAUGGAAAAUCUUUACCCAAGUGGAAAAACUGCAGUUUAUGAACACAGUCUUGUCAAGAUGUGCCAGGACACUAAUCAAAACGAAGAGCGGGCAGAAUCCCUUUUACUUAGUGGCCAGGAAGUUUCUUUGCCAUCAUCUGUCAGAUACGGAACUGUGGAGGACUUGCUUGUUUUUGCAAAUCAGGUUUCUAAUGCCACAAAACAUUACUGUGGAUGCCGGCCACGGGAAUCUGGAAUCCUCUUAAAUACGGUCAUUGCCCCCCAGAAUGGAAGAUACCAGAUCGAUGCUGAUGUUGUUCUUUUUCCAUGGAAGCUAACUUAUAGAAAUAUUGGCUCUGAUUUCAUUCCCCGAGGGGCUUUUGGAAAAGUAUACUUAGCACAAGAUAGGAGGACAAAAAAAAGAAUGGCAUGUAAACUGAUCCCAGUAGAUCAAUUCAAGCCAUCAGAUGUUGAAAUUCAGGCAUGCUUCCGUCAUGAAAAUAUUGCAGAAUUAUAUGGUGCUGUCUUGUGGGGCGAAACCAUCCAUCUCUUUAUGGAAGCAGGUGAGGGAGGAUCUGUAAUGGAGAAGCUGGAGAGUUGUGGACCCAUGAGAGAAUUCGAAAUUAUUUGGGUCACGAAGCACGUUCUGAAAGGACUUGAUUUUCUUCACUCAAAGAAAGUAAUACACCAUGACAUUAAACCCAGCAACAUUGUUUUCAUGUCCACAAAAGCUGUGUUGGUAGAUUUUGGCCUAAGUGUUAAAAUGACAGAAGAAAUCUAUUUUCCUAAGGAUCUUCGGGGAACAGAGAUUUACAUGAGCCCAGAGGUGAUUCUCUGCAGAGGCCAUUCCACAAAAGCUGAUAUCUACAGCUUGGGGGCCACCCUCAUCCACAUGCAGACGGGUACCCCUCCCUGGGUGAAACGGUACCCUCGCUCUUCCUACCCCUCCUACCUUUACAUAAUCCACAAGCAGGCACCCCCUUUAGAAGACAUUGCUCAGGACUGCAGCCCCAGCAUGAGAGAGCUGAUAGAGGCAGCCUUGGAGAGGAACCCCAACCAUCGCCCAAGUGCAGCUGACUUAAUAAAGCACGACGCCCUAAACCCUCCAAGAGAGGAGCAGCCACGCUGUCAGAGUUUGGACUCAGCCCUUUUUGAGAGGAAAAAACUAACGAGGAAGGAUUUGGAGCUGCCUGAAAACAUUACAGAUUCUUCUUCUUGCACUGGGAGCACGGAAGAAUCAGAAGCAAUGAAGAGGCAGCGGUCUCUCUAUAUCGACCUCGGAGCCCUGGCUGGCUAUUUCAACAUUGUCCGGGGGCCUCCGACAUUGGAAUACGGCUGACAGACAGCAUUGUCUACUCUAAGUUAGGGUUCAG